UUGGUGCUGAGUGGGUGUGGCGUAGGCAACGCGGCGCGAUGUUGCUUGAUCGUUAGCUUUCUUCUCAUUGCUCAAUGUCCCGUGGAAGUUUGAACUUGGUCGUGUACACGAGACCACACGCGGCAGAGUUGCCUUCACGUCAGCACGUGACGUCAGUGGAGGCCAAGUGUGAUGUAUUGGUCAGGUGGCCUCUCUCAAACCGAUAUUACUUCUCAUAUAUCUUCUUGGAUCGUCUUCUAUGUUGAUGGAAAUAAGAAGAGAAGCCUGCAUAUAGUAAGAGAAGCCUUAACUGUGUUUAGUGUUGUUAUUGUUGGAAGGAAGUGGCCUGCUUGAAACUUGCUCAACGUGUCUGUAUUGUACGGUGCGGUCUCGCACUUCAGCGUCUUAUAGCAGGUAUCACUAAUGCAAAGUAUGCCUUGUCAUUGCCAGCUCGUCGUUUUGAUGUCCUCAGUUUUCAGAUGUAUUCAAAAUCGAUGAUUAUUUAUAGGAUUCUGAUAUUAAAGCUGGUAAAUAUUAUUUUCUUGAAGCAUUAAUAUAAAAAACUUUAUUAUACACAUUUUGUGAACUCUAUAGUGCAUCGUAUAGAUCAGUACGUACGACAGUUAUUAAUUCAAAUCCACAGAAAAUGUUAUUCCAAUAACUUCUGACCUAGGGAAUAAUAACUUUCUAUUAUAAUAAUGUGGAAUGUUCACGAACGAAGCUAGUAUAAGUUAACUUUAAUAAUAUAAAAUUUUAGGUAAAAAAUGUCGAAAGAAUUUUUGGCGAAAUUAUGAGUUUUAAAGUGGUACUUAUUUGAUAUAUGAAAACAAUCGCAAUGCAACGACCAAUUAAGCUGCAAUCAAACGUAUAUAAGAUUUCUUUACCAACUUGUAUCAGGCUGUUGAAUUACGCGCUCGUCUUCAUUCGAAACAUUGCUCCUACAUCUUAUGAGUGCUUACUGUGCCCCGCCUCAGAAGAAAACUCUUUAAAUUUAGUAAACCCGACCUCUGUUUUAGCGAAAUUGUUGAGGUGGCCUGAGGGAAUCUCGUUAGAUGCGUUCUAUACUGGCAGUGAACAUCAAAGUUUGGAAACAUAGAGCAGCGACCGCCCUUGGCACGAUGUUGCUUCUGCCUGCGGGCUGAGAGGGCAAGUGCAGCCUUCACUCUUCCGUCUGCCGGCCUUGCGAAAUGCGACGAAUUUUUGCUCGUAAGCGUCGGGGCCAAGUGGAGGACGAAAGCCAACAGGAUUUCAACAACGACCGAACCAAGUCCAGCAACGAUCCCCGACUCAAAAGCAAAGUUUCAAGCACCAAGAAAGACGACGCCACCGGCGACACUGUCCGCAAACAGCUCGCUGUUGUGCCGGAGGAUGAGGAAGGGGAGACGACCAUCCUCGGGGGAUACGAGCAACUCGCGUCUAUCAUCAGAAGCAGAGGUUACCACGUACGCGAUCAUGUGCCUAAAGAGGUGCUUCACGCCCAGAUCAUGGAGAACAUCAAGAGGAGGGAGAAGAUCGCCCUUCUGCUGCGCAUGCAAGAAGUUGCUGGUACUCCCUUACCCCUCACCGUCCCCCUCCCUAAACGAGAGCCCCCCGUCCAGCCCGAGGACCCCAUGCGCACCGCACACACCCUCGCCCUCAUCACCAGAUUGUGUGAGGAGGCUCAGCAGUGGGCCAAUCGCCUGGCGCAUAAGCAGGUGCUCGAGUACAGCUGCAAGAACGGCAGGGGCGAGUGUAUCCUGACCUGCACCACCACCGAGGGCAUCAGCGGAGGAGGCGCGGUGCGGGCGUGGUACGAGACUGGCCGCACAUACAACUACAAAUGUCCCAGCUCAGCUGACCUCGCGCAUGCCGGUGAGUUCUCUCAACUGCUAUGGUCGUCCUCUCGAGACUUGGGUGUUGGCGUGGCACGUGGCGAGGGAAGCAGGGUUGUGGUGGUUGCGCGCUACUCUCCUCCUGGCAACCAACCUGGCCUCUUCCAGGACAAUGUCCAUCCGCCCAUACGCGGCCUUCCUCAAGGCGGCCAAAUAUCACGGACUCGAGAAGAAGCAAACAUGUCAGUGCAGACGGCCUUGUUACCACCGAGUCCCAAAUCCUCUUCCUCUAAAGGUCAUGUACAAAAGUCACACAUUCGAAAGUUUAGUCAAAAUGGCGUAGGGCUUCAUGCCGCAGCAACAGUGGCCGCAGAUCAACCCUCCCUCGUUGUAACUUCUCCAGACGAGCGGCGCCGCAACAGAGGUGGCCGGAUGGUCCUACCCGUUUGCUGUGGUGUCACGGUUGGCCGUAGACGAUCAGCGGAUACGCCAGGCACUCCUCGCCCAGCACGCCACUUCACUGCCAACGGCAACAGUUACGGCAGCUAUAGGGUGGCCGUCGGGUCGGCGAGUGUACAUCCUGACCCGGUCGCAAACCAAGUUGACCGUAACUGUACGAUUGAUAUGAACUUUGGUGACUCUGACACCGCUCCUCUUCAUGCAACAAGACCAAGUAGAUAUGUUCUUCCUUCUGUCCGUAGUCUGUGUUCGUCUCCUACCAUUCAGUCUAAAUUUAACUCACGAUCCUCGAGUGUGUUUCCUCACAAGUCUACUAACGCUUACCAACUCCGCCCGAGAUCGACGAGUGCCCACCAGCCCCUGGACGCUGAGCCUAACAAGCACCAGCCGCUCUCUGCCCGCCCGCACCUCGCCAAGCUUGUUACGUGACCUUCAGAUGUGUGGCGUAGUGUUACCGUUUGUACGCUUAUCAUGUGCGUUCUUUACUCUAAUCGUCUAAUACUUUAUUGCGUAAAAAUUUGUACGUUUCUGCUGAUGUCUAAUUAUGUGCGUUGUUCUUUUUGGCCUCACAGUGCGCGUUAUUGUUUGUUUUCUAACCAUGAGCGUUAUUGUUAGUGGGUGUGUUAUUUUUAGUGAAUUAACCCUGUGUAGUUAUUGAAAAAACACUGAUCGGUAUUAUUUGAAAAAAAAUUCAAUGAUAUGCUUUUGAUUUUGUAUCGACUAUCAUUACGAUCAGUGGUGUUCAUAUCUACUGUGCAGUUUGUUGCACAAUCAGCGGUAUUUGUGUUAAUGUCCUAACAAAAUUUGCUUGAAAACCGCAUGUUCCUAUCAUCAAUUCGAGCCCUGGUCCAUGGUGAACUGUGUGCUUGUACCUCCAGUACCGCCAUGUUUAAAUUGGCUCGUGAAUUAAAAUUUACGUUCUCACCGAGCUUGUAUGGUUGUGAGAUUAAAAAUUGGACUGAAUUUUUCAUUGCUAAGUAUUCUCUUCGUUUACGUACAUGUUAUUCGAGUUAUGAGAAAUAAAUUAAAUGCUUUCAAAAUCCUUCGAUCUGUUAUUUAUAUGCUAGAUUAUUUGAAUAGUUGUGGGCCAUUUUUGGUUUGAAACGUAAUGUAUCAAACGAUUAAAGACUUGAAACACUAAGGCGGUUUUAGAUUUGAGAUUGCAAAUUGGAAUAAAAAAAUGACUGAAUAAUUACAUAGAGGUAAAAUUAAUGUCUGCCGGCAACAACAUUAUUGAUGGAUCUCAAAAUCAUUGGCUGUAAAAUGACAAACAUCGAAUUCAUAUAUUAUUUAUUUCUUCAAUCUUAUUAUGUUUUAUCUUGCACUCUCUUUCCUCAGUUUGAUCGUAUGAAUGACGCCCCUGAAGAGCUUCAGCUCCGGUAUUACUCGACGAGGUUAACUUUUCAUACAUCUUGCCCCUCCUGAGACGGCGCUUUGGAGCAAAUGUUUUUUUUUAUAUAUUUGGCGAUGGAAAUUAACAAUAUUUGAAAAAUUUCUAUCUUCUUCUUGUUGUGACAAUUGUGGAAUGAAAAAAAAAAUGAAUUUCAGGUCGGCAUACCUUGUACCCCUCUCGCUGUUGGCAUAACGAUCCACAUUGAUCAAUAUCAUAUAUUAUCUCCAUAACCAUUCAUAAUUUCCUGUAGGUACAAUGUAACACGGAAGCUCCAGAAGACAGUUCCACCAUCGUCUACAUUCUACAGCCUUCACAAGGAAUAAUAAAACUUUUAAUGGUUAUAUCUAUUCAAUAUUUUUGCCCGCAGUUAACUUACAAUCUGAUACUAGAAGAGAAAUAUAUUUGCAACGUGUCAGAACCCUAACCUAUAGUGAAGGAAUUUUACAUUAAAUUCUUUGUGUUCGUGAUAAAAACUGAAAUGCUUCAUCUAACGAGCAAACGCGUAAGAUAACUUUGGAAUCAAUUUUGUGAUUCUUUGGUGGUUUGAACACAAAAGAGAUGGGCCUCAUCAUGACCAAGUGCAUGCAAGUUGGCGUCAUGUUAUUCUCCGUUUCUACGCUCAUGAGAGUCUGGAACUCAGCCAUCCUCGUUAAGGAAGGUACCGAUAUAGCUUCAAAAUGCCUCUUAAUUUUAUUGCCUUAGGAUUAGCGAGUACAAAUAUUCUGAAGUCCAUUUCUCUUGUGUGUGAUUCCGGAAUUUCGUCCAUUCAACUGAUUAGAAAUCUAGUUUGUUUACGACUUCAUUUUCAAAAAUGCUCAAAAAUGCAAAAGGUAAAGAUGGUGCUAAAGUUUUUUUUGUUGUUGUUGAUAGCAUACAUUUUUCAUUAUGCCGGGACUCAUUCCCUGUAUCCAUUAUUUCUGUAUUACCUUGAAUAACGUAAGUUUAGAUCCCGAUGUGAUAGUCGAUCUGAUUUUUCAAGACUAGAUUUGAUUUGUUUCACGUCACAAACUCGAAUUUUCACGUAAUUUCCUACUAGUCGCUACUGACAGAAACGAAGCGUCUAUAUAAAUGGAACUGAUUAUAACCUACGCUUUUUUUAUUAGAAGUCUGCUUAAAUUUCAUGUCACUCAUUAUUUAUCGCGCAUUAACUUGGUGCUCGAUAUUUUGUUGUUACAUUUACGUAUCAGCUCCAAGACCACAACCCUGUGGCACAUACGCUUGUUCACCAACGCUAGAGAAACUUGCUCUCGAGGUUAGAUUAUCAGUAUUGUAGGCCAAUCAGUGAUUAUAUUGCGAUGAGAUUAGAGGAACAUUUGGUUGGUUUUGUCUGAAGGCGGAUUUCAAUCAGGAGAAAUUUUAAUACUGAUGCCAAAGCAACUGUCUUAGUCGUUUGAACAGCACCACUUUGUAUGUAAGAUAAUGUUUAUUUCACAGCAAAUUUUUUGCAUAAAAUGAACUGGAAAUCUUUGAUGUCUUCGGAGGAACCCUAUUCUUGUGAACGAUGAAGUAUUAAUUUUUGUUAAAGAAGCCUUUUUGUUGCUUGUGUAAAUUUAGCGUCAGGUGCUAUUCCAAGACCUGUGUGCAUGUCAUUAAGAAAAGUACAAUAAAAUUUCGUCGGUGUCCAUUAGUGUGUCCUUUAGCUAGGUUUCUGCCUUUUUCUUUGACAAUCAUUUAAGGCUUCUUCCUUCUUAGCUUUUAGACUUCGUGUAUUUUAUUAAGGCCAUCAUUUCUUACAAGACCUAGAUACGCUACUACUUCAAACGCUGAUCGAGGGCGCUAUAUGCUGCUGUCUGCUACUCGGCAUCGGGCUUGAGGUGGAUUUGAACACUGCUGCUUCAUUAUGUACAAAUAGCGGAUCCAAAUGCUGUAGCAUGUAUGGGUUUUGUAGAAGUUGAAAUUGAUUCCAUUAUGAGUCGUUCGAUGCGAUAGCAUUCUUCGUUUAAGCUUCUCGCUUGCCUAUCUAAGGAGUGCCUCUAGAUAAGAGUUCACUUUUUCCUCAUAUUAAGUACGUACGUCCAGAAUUCUAUCACUCUUGCACGUUAUGCAUCCUUAUCUUGUAGUAUUCUCAAUACUCUGGAUCACGUAUCCACACGAACUUGUUAGUAAAUAUAUUAUAAUAAAUACCUUAUCUUGUGUCAUCUUCUUGAGAGAGCUUCUCAUGUCGCUUGUGUCGGUUCUGGAUUUGUGAAAAAAGUCAAGUUAACUAAGCAUGAUUGGUUUAGUGGUUCAACUGCGGGGGAAUUCUGAGAACAUUUUUGUCAUUGAAGUGUUGUCAUUGAAGUGAUAAUGGUAUACUGGAACAAUACAUGUUACCCAUUCAUAUUGAUACAGAACUUUAAUUGCAAACCAAUUCUAUCUCCUACAUGAUUAAAGGAUCUAUUAGUAUAAUCCUUUGUUGAUUGUUUUAUGAUUCACUUAUUGGUUUCAAAAUUGUGUGAGGGUACUUUCAAAUGAAACCUAAACCAAAAAUUAAACCCAUUUUGCAGCAUAAUGUAUGAAUAUUUAAGUUUUCCAUCUGGUACAAUUGCUAAUGUUUUGAUGAAAGAAAUUUUUCUUUUCAUGUCAGUUUUUCUGAUUAAAGGAUCCAACCUUUGCGUUCCACUUGGUUCAAUAUUUUUCAUAGCUUCAUGUUGAAAAUUUCACCUUCAAUAUUCUUGCUAAUUUUAUAGGGUUUCAUAUGAAAAUAUAAUCGUAUAAUCUGAGAUGUAAUGAUAUGUGGAGACUAAUAAUCAUUUGCUGAAUGACUAUUAGUCUCCACAUCUCAUUGACGUGCUUACUUGAAUGCUCGAAUUUACAAUUGAUCAGCGUGUCAUAGAUACUGUAGUCUCCGACAUAGUUUACUUCAAAAUUCGAAUGUUUUGUAGUAGCUUGGAGCCGAAGUACGUAAUACUUCUUUUCGUAAGAGUUGCAUACCAGUAAAUAUCCUUAAAAUGUUAUAGUGAUGAUCUUUUAUUAGUCCAAUAGGCUUAUUCAAUUGCAAAAUGGAAUUUGAUAUAUAGUAUAUGAUUAGGGUCACCUUUGGCAAAAAACCCCUCGUCAAACUUAUUUAAGGUUAAUUUCAAAUAUUAACAUUAGAAUUAUAAAUUACAUUUCCAGGUAAAAAUUACGAAACCAAUGAAAUAACAUUGUUUCGAAACAUCAAUUGAUAUGUUUGCCGCAAAGGAUUUUUUCACAAUUUUGGGUUCGGUAUUAUAUUCAAGUAGGGAUUUAAUAGACCGAUUGCAGUAUUUCAUAAAAUAUGCAUGCUAAAGUUUCUUCUCCAGUAUGGACUUCACUGAAAAAUAAUUGGACUAAUAUCUGAGAUUUUUGCCUUCAAGUAUUAUUGUUAUCAUAGUUAUUACAAUUGUUAUAGUUCUUGUUACACUUAUUCAUUUAUGGAAUCGUCAGCGGUCUGCAUGGGGGUAUAUUGAGUGCAAUUAGGGGUAUGUUGAAUAAUAUUUAAGAUAGUUGAUGGUCGAUUGCGUAGAUAGAGGACGAGCUAAAAACUUCAUGUGAGAAGUAAGUAAUAAUGCCUGAUGUUAGAAACGUGGAAGCAAUGCGGUUCACCACAUAAGCGUUAUGCUCAUUUCCGCGGGGCAAACCGCCUUUCCAUCGAUAUGUACUCAGAUAAAUAUACCCGUUGAUCUAAGUUAUAAAUACAUAGAUCAUAUUGUUAAGGCUUAGUGGAUAAGAGACCUAAUAUUAGUUUUUAUAUGCUUUAUCAAAUGAACUACUAGCUCGUACUAAGCCUCGCUUGCACCCUACCUUCCACCGCCUCGAUGCCUCGAUAACUGACAUAGGUGGUAUGUGGACGUGUCAUCUCGACAGGUUGUUCCCCACAACACAUCUCCCUCACAUCAGCUCCCAGCUCUGCGUAAAAUUCAAUUCUGCCAACUUUGGAAUUCAAUUUUGUUCAUGUCCCUGUAGUGUUGCUCACUGCGUGAUUGUGUUACGAACCUUUUGUGUGAUGCACCUUGGACAGUGCGUCGGAUUUCAUUUAAUAUUUUUUUAUUUAUGUAGAAUUUGUAUCAUGAUAUUUUUUGAGAGUGUAUUGGUGAGAGGGUGGGAAACGCCUAAAUGUCACAAGUCUACUACCAUUGCUAGUAGAGUUAAAGCUUCUGUAAAAUCAUCUCCCUUUCUACCUUUCAUGGUUUGUCACGUAUUUCUGUAACUAAAAAACAUUCAAAACAUGAGCUACGUGUUGUCAGGUAUUCAUCAUAUGUUCUACGAUGGGAACGAGGGAAUGUUUCCCUCAAUGAGGGAAAUCAUCAUAUGUUUCCCUCAUUGAUUCUAGCUUAGGGCCAUAGAGAGUUUCUCAACGAAUAUGUUCGCUUAAGAAAUUAAAUUGUAUUUUGGCUUUACC
Messenger RNA from Hyalella azteca, 7984 nucleotides. Its product is annotated as cell wall protein PRY3. NCBI's taxonomy places the organism in Eukaryota, Metazoa, Arthropoda, Malacostraca, Amphipoda, Hyalellidae. The coding region runs from base 1167 to 2678 and encodes 503 amino acids. The record is from RefSeq and is a predicted model, not a curated record. The transcript is spliced from 5 exons.